AUGUACAGAAUUAAGGCACCAAAGGGUAGUAACUAUUGGGUCUCUAUCUUGGCCAAUCCUGAUGUUGUCGAAUAUUACUUCGAUAAUGUAGUAGACACUUUACACAAGAAGAAUUUGUUACUCUUGGGAGAGGAUCGAUACCUUUCAACGCUCAUGCUUCGAACAUUUCCCAAACGUAAACAAGUAUUUGUCCCACAAGCUGUUUGCAAAACUCAAGUACCAAACUCUCUUUGGGUUCUCAUGUCACAAAGACGUAGAUGGAUUAACAGUACUGUCCACAAUCUGAUGGAAUUGGUCUUGGUUAGAGAUCUUUGCGGUACUUUCUGCUUCAUGGUCAUUUCAAUCAUUCGUCGCCCUGUUCAGAUCAUCCCACUCGUACUUUUAGGGUUGAUCCUUGGUUUACCAGCGGUUCUGAUUGUUAUCACAGCUCAUCGUUGGGUCUACGUUCUUUGGAUGUUGAUAUAUCUUGUCUCGUUGCCAAUUUGGAAUUUCCUGCUUCCAGCAUAUGCAUUUUGGAAAUUUGACAAUUUCUCUUGGGGUGAUACUCGUAAGACGGCGGGCGAAAAGACUAAGAAAGCGGGUAUUGAAUAUGAAGGAGAAUUCGAUAGUUCAAAGAUUACUAUGAAACGAUGGAAAGAAUUUGAGAGGGAGAGGAUCUUGAGGAGUAAUCCAAGUUGGCAGCACUCAAAUGCCUCGUCGGGUAAGGAGAAUCAUCGUUGGCAGCAACAUCAAUAUGAUGAUUAUGCCGAUAGUUGA
Sclerotinia sclerotiorum 1980 UF-70 is the source of this 756-nucleotide messenger RNA. RefSeq lists its product as hypothetical. Bases 1 to 756 code for a protein of 251 amino acids. Gene Ontology annotation, cellular component: cell septum; cell periphery. The transcript is spliced from 2 exons. Lineage: Eukaryota; Fungi; Ascomycota; Leotiomycetes; Helotiales; Sclerotiniaceae. Gene Ontology annotation, molecular function: chitin synthase activity. The record is from RefSeq and is a predicted model, not a curated record.